Alternaria infectoria is the source of this 762-nucleotide messenger RNA. RefSeq lists its product as uncharacterized. The transcript is spliced from 2 exons. NCBI's taxonomy places the organism in Eukaryota, Fungi, Ascomycota, Dothideomycetes, Pleosporales, Pleosporaceae. The coding region runs from base 1 to 762 and encodes 253 amino acids. The record is from RefSeq and is a predicted model, not a curated record.
AUGGGGGAGCGAUUCAUUGCUGGCCUUUGUGAGGAUCAUAUCGAGGAAGAGCUCUGCUGGGAUGAGAAGAGGGAACUCCCGCUGACAGAGCCUGACACAAGGCCUACGAAAUGGAGGGCCCCCACAUGGAGCUGGGCUUGUACCGACUGUCCAGUCUUACUCAGCCAAUUGACAAAGCGACAUGGGGGCCAUGCGAGCCGCCAAAUUGAGGCCGAGUGCGUGAAGAAGCAUGUCACCGGAAAGAUAUCGGGGGAACUAGAGUCCGCCACGAUCGAGCUAAAGUGUAAGCCAGUGCCAGCGACCAUCACUGAACUGGCGCUAUGGUCAUCAAGCGACAUGGUACUUCGUCUGUUCGAUCAAGACGGAGACGUAGCGAGUCGCAAGUUGACACACCGAUUUCGACGUGGCGAGGUUCAAACGUUCUGCGAAGUAUUCUAUCUUGAGAAGGCGAAGAUCGACAAGGAAUCGCAUGAAAGACAAUCAAGUACGGAUGGCUAUGUCGUACUCAUUCAGCACUGUGUCCAUAGCCAAGACUCAGCAAUGAACCGAAGUCCCGACGUUUCAGAGAAUGAGGACGAAACAGACUCUGAGUCAGAGGAAGAGCCGUAUGAGAAGGAUAGCGCCGAAGCUUUGUUUUUACAGGCACAUGGCGACAAUACGUUUGUAAAGGUGGGACUGCUCUGUUUUGACGGGGAUCGUGGCGUCAAGCAAAUUCUCGAAGCGCAUCGUCUCGCAGAAGAGAGAGUAAUUACUCUUAUUUGA